Paramecium sonneborni is the source of this 291-nucleotide messenger RNA. NCBI's taxonomy places the organism in Eukaryota, Ciliophora, Oligohymenophorea, Peniculida, Parameciidae. The record is from the annotation of a GenBank genome assembly.
AUGCAAUCUAAAGCAAUCUAUUAAUUCGUUUAAAAAUAACUUCAAUAGUAAAAAAAAAAGUAAGAAUAACCAAAAAUUGAAGAGGAAAAAAAACCAGACAGAAGACCUCAUAAAUUGAUGAGACCAAUGAAAAAUAAAAUUGCUAAAAAGCCAAAAUAAGUAGUAAAAUAAUAAAAGCAAUAAAUAAAAAAAUUAAAACCAGUUAAAGCUAUUCAGAAUGAGAUUGAUCAGAGUUAUGUUGUAUAUAAACCUAAUGAAAAAAUUAUGAGCAGAUUAAAACAUUAUUUAUGA